UGCGAUAGAAGGUUGACUUCUUCUUCGCAUACUUUGACUCGUUGCUUCCUCGUGUGUCUACAUCUUGAGAACGUGACCUCUCUGUGUUCCCAGUCAACUCGGGGGUUGUGUUCUUGUAGAAAUUUCAUGCCAAGGAUCAUUGACAUGCGUCCAAGGUUUGUGACGAGCAAACUCUCGGUUGAUCGGUGCCCCCCGAUUAAGAUGCUUGUGACUACACGAUGAGUAAUUGCGCCACCCUUGUUGAGGCUGGUGUCUGCGUUAAGGAUUCAGAUUUCAUGGUUUAGAGGUAUCAUCUUAAACCCGUGCUUCUCAGCAAAUCGUUGGUCGAUGUAGCAGGAGAAUGCUCCAGAAUCCAAUAGUGCCGUUGU
Laetiporus sulphureus 93-53 is the source of this 368-nucleotide messenger RNA. RefSeq lists its product as uncharacterized. The annotation marks the transcript as partial. The transcript has a single exon. The record is from RefSeq and is a predicted model, not a curated record. Lineage: Eukaryota; Fungi; Basidiomycota; Agaricomycetes; Polyporales; Laetiporaceae.